GAGAGAUGUCGCUGCUGCAGUCACUGCGCCUCUGCCUGGUCACACGGACCGGAAGCUGCCAGGCGGCGCCCCUUCUUCAGCCGCCCCAGCCAUGGCACACGUUUCACGCUGGCCCCUGGCUGGCUUCCUCGUCUUCCAGCAAGGAGCUCCUCAUGAAGCUGCGGCGGAAAACCGGCUACUCCUUUGUGAACUGCAAGAAAGCUCUGGAGACUUGUGGCGGGGAUCUCAAAGAGGCAGAGAGUUGGCUCCACAAGCAGGCCCAGAAGGAGGGCUGGAGCAAAGCUGCCAAACUCCAUGGGAGGAAGACUAAAGAAGGCUUGAUUGGGCUGCUGCAGGAAGGAAAUACAACUGUGUUAGUAGAGGUAAAUUGUGAGACAGAUUUUGUUUCCAAAAAUUCAAAAUUUCAACAAUUGGUUCAGCAAGUAGCCAUUGGAACUUUGUUGCAUUGUCAGAACUUGAAGGAUCAACUUUCCACAUACAGUAAAGGCUUUCUGAAUUCCUCUGAGCUCUCGGAACUUCAAGCUGGGCCUAACACAGAAAGCUUUCUCAAAGAUCAGUUGGCCCUAGCAAUUGGGAACCUGGGAGAAAACAUGAUUCUUAAAAGAGCCGCAUGGGUGAAGGUGCCAUCUGGGUUCUACGUCGGUUCUUAUGUCCAUGGAGUGGUGCACAGUCCUUCACUCCACAACCUGGUGUUGGGCAAGUAUGGGGCUCUGGUUGUCUGUGAGGCAUCUGAGUGGAAAGCAAACCUCCAAGACCUUGGCCGCCGCCUUGGGCAGCAUGUGGUGGGCAUGGCCCCUCUCUCUGUUGGCUCCUUGGACGAUGAGCCUGGGGGAGAGGCAGAAACCAAGAUGCUCGCCCAGCCAUACUUGCUAGAUCCUUCUAUCACAUUGGGACAGUAUGUGCAGCCUCAAGGUGUGUCUGUAGUGGACUUUGUGAGGUUUGAAUGUGGUGAAGGUGAAGAGGCGGCAGAGGCUGAAUAGAUUUCAGAGACUUUUGGCCCAGGAAGAAAUAUUUAUUCUUAGUUCUGGACAUUAUUACAAAAAGAAGUUAUUUCCUACGCCUCUU
This is a messenger RNA of Chrysochloris asiatica (Cape golden mole), 1065 nucleotides long. RefSeq names its product Ts translation elongation factor, mitochondrial (gene TSFM). Gene Ontology annotation, biological process: mitochondrial translational elongation. NCBI's taxonomy places the organism in Eukaryota, Metazoa, Chordata, Mammalia, Afrosoricida, Chrysochloridae. The transcript is spliced from 6 exons. The coding region runs from base 6 to 980 and encodes 324 amino acids. The record is from RefSeq and is a predicted model, not a curated record. Gene Ontology annotation, cellular component: mitochondrial matrix. Gene Ontology annotation, molecular function: protein binding; translation elongation factor activity.